GCCAGACGGAUGCAAUGCCAUUUCCAAGUAGCAUGACAGAAGCGAGCGCGGGCGUGCUGCGGUCCGCCGACCUCUUUGCGCUUCUCGCUUCGUACCAAGAUGGCGUCAUCGAAGACGUGCUACGCUUCCGCGUCUUCACCGAGGCCGACUGCGACCGCCUCGUCGGCGGCGACAUGCCCACGACGCUCCUUCCGUUCCUACGCUCGGUCGAGGCCGCGCUUGCACCUUGGUACGCAGACGUUGGCACUUCUCGCUUGCACUCCGUUCUUCGGGACGCACCGCCGAUGCGCUACAUGGCGCUGUACCACGCAGCGUACGCCGACCGCGUCGACAUUGCCGCGUUGGUCCACGCCCAUUAUCGCAUGGAGUCGUCGUGCGACCACCUGCUGGACCUCGCCGCGCUGCGCGGCAGCCUCGCGACGCUUCAAUUCCUGCUCGCCAAUGGGUACAGUGGCCUCACGGGGCACGCGCUCGACCUUGCGGCGCGACAGGGCCACUUGGACGUUGCCGAGCACCUCACUGACCACACGGAGGUUGUCGGCUCGACGCGCGCGAUGGACGGUGCGGCUUCCGAAGGACACUUGGCCGUCGUUCAAUACCUCCACGCACGCCGCAGCGAAGGGGCCACGGUCGCAGCCCUCGACGGCGCCGCCGCCAACGGGCACUUGGCGAUCGUGGUCUUUCUGCACGAGAAGCGAGCGUAUGGCGCAACCCGCGGCGCCAUCGACCGCGCGGCGCUACGUGGGCACUUGGAUGUCGUUCGAUACCUCGCGACACGUCGCAGCGAAGGCUACAGCGCGCGCACAUGCGAAGUGGCACUGGCCCAUGGGCACAAGGACGUCUAUGAGUACCUUCUGUCGCUUGCCUCGUAGAACAAGUAGUCGUAGCUUUUUAUGUUGUACAUGUAGUAUGUUGUUCACUGGGGCGCAUAGCACUAUGUAUUAGUCAAGUUGAUCAUCAUAAAGUCCUUGUU
Molecule: messenger RNA, 973 nt
Organism: Saprolegnia diclina VS20
Lineage: Eukaryota; Oomycota; Saprolegniomycetes; Saprolegniales; Saprolegniaceae
Exons: 1
Coding region: 15-872 (285 amino acids)
Molecular function (GO): protein binding
Source: RefSeq, a predicted model, not a curated record